Molecule: messenger RNA, 1155 nt
Organism: Anopheles darlingi
Lineage: Eukaryota; Metazoa; Arthropoda; Insecta; Diptera; Culicidae
Product: L-lactate dehydrogenase
Exons: 5
Coding region: 118-1116 (332 amino acids)
Biological process (GO): carboxylic acid metabolic process
Cellular component (GO): cytoplasm
Molecular function (GO): L-lactate dehydrogenase (NAD+) activity
Source: RefSeq, a predicted model, not a curated record
GUUCAACGGUACAACACAUCACCAGCGCUUGCGAAUCGCGCGGUCAACCAUUCGUUGCCAGUACUAGAGAGUUGAGAAAGGUCUCCCCAAAUCAGAAGCAGCAGCAGCAGCAUAAUCAUGUCGGAAGUGAAAGCGAAACUGCUCACGCAAGUGGCCGAACCGAUGACCUCGUCCGGGAACAAGGUUACCAUCGUCGGCAUCGGUCAGGUCGGUAUGGCCUGUGCCUUCAGUAUUCUGACCCAGAACGUGUCCAGCGAGGUCGCUCUGGUCGAUGUGAACGACGAUAAGCUGCAGGGUGAGAAGCUGGAUCUGCAGCACGGUUCCGCCUUCAUGAAGAACGCCCAAAUCAGCGCCAGUACCGACUUCUCCGUUAGUGCCGGAUCCCGGCUGAUCGUCAUCACUGCCGGUGUGCGCCAGAAGGAGGGAGAAAGCCGGCUGGAUCUGGUACAGCGUAACACCGACAUCCUGAAGGGUAUCAUCCCCAAGCUGGUCGCCCAGAGCCCCGAUUGCAUUUUGCUGGUCGUCUCGAACCCGGUCGACAUCCUGACCUACGUCGCGUGGAAGUUGAGCGGUCUGCCCAAGAACCGCGUCAUCGGUUCGGGCACCAACCUGGACUCGUCCCGGUUCCGCUUCCUGAUGUCGCAGAAGCUCGGUGUGGCACCGACCUCUUGCCAUGGUUGGAUUAUCGGUGAGCACGGUGACAGCAGCGUACCGGUGUGGUCGGGCGUGAAUGUGGCCGGAGUGCGAUUGGCCGAAAUCAACCCGGCGAUCGGUACCAGCGACGAUACGGAGAAGUGGGGUGACCUACACCACGAGGUCGUCAACAGUGCGUACGAGGUUAUCCGUCUGAAGGGUUACACGUCGUGGGCCAUCGGUCUGAGUGUGGCCUCGCUGGCUUCCGCGCUGCUCCGCAACACUUACAACGUGCAUGCCGUCUCGACGUUGGUUGCGGGCGAGCAUGGUAUCACCGAUGACGUAUAUCUGUCGCUGCCCUGCGUCCUCGGCCGUAACGGUGUUAGCCACGUGGUGAAGCAGAUCCUGACGCCGGAGGAAACGCAGAAACUGCAGGCCUCGGCCAAGCUGAUGGCUCAGGUGCAGGCUGGAAUCAAAUUCUAGGCGACUCACAUCCCCCAUACUCCUCUACACCCCAAUAAA